AUGAAACAAAAUUUUAUUUCUGCAUUCUUUUUAUUGGCCACGCUUUUAUUGUCACAUGCUGCUCCGUAUCAACUUGAUAAAAGAACUACUUCAUUUGGUCCAUGCCCAGUUGACCCCCCUGUAACCUUAUUAACCGUAAACAACAUUUCACCUGAUCCUUUCGUAAAAGGACAAGUUGUUGCAGUUAACUUUACCGGAACAUCGCCUGUUGAUAUUCACGCAAAUAAAGGCAUAAAUCUUCAGCUAACAUUUCUUGAUAGUGAUCAAUCUCCAGUUGUUGAACCCUCUGUUUUGGACUUUUGUACUAUUACUGGAAUUACGUGUCCGUUGUUAAAUGGAACAGAAUUUAGUUCAAAGGUAGCAGUUACAGUACCGGAUAUAGAUAAUAUAUACAUGGUUGUUAGUAUUGUAGAUGUGCCUAACGUCUCAUACAUAGCCUGUGCAUGGAAUGGCCCUUCCUCAUCCUAA
Funneliformis geosporum is the source of this 468-nucleotide messenger RNA. The record is from the annotation of a GenBank genome assembly. Lineage: Eukaryota; Fungi; Glomeromycota; Glomeromycetes; Glomerales; Glomeraceae.